This is a messenger RNA of Austrofundulus limnaeus, 2941 nucleotides long. Its product is annotated as WD repeat-containing protein 49. Lineage: Eukaryota; Metazoa; Chordata; Actinopteri; Cyprinodontiformes; Rivulidae. Gene Ontology annotation, molecular function: protein binding. The record is from RefSeq and is a predicted model, not a curated record. The coding region runs from base 238 to 2739 and encodes 833 amino acids. The transcript has 19 exons.
CUCUGCAUGAACACAAAGUCUGGCUAGGUUUUCGACCAACGAGGCAGAAGCAUAGGCAGAUCAACCAGAGACUUACGAUUUGAGAAACAGAAAAGAAUUUUCAUUUAAAACCGCYUGAGCUUGGAGAUUGGGGUGAAUUAAUUGUGGCCUAGGAUGAGGACAGUAUCCAUUUUGAACGUCUCAUAUGGAGAACUACCAAGACUAGACCUGAGGAGAGUCUGAGUCUGAGCUGUAACCAUGGGAACGAGGAAGGAGGUGGCACAGCUGGAAAGCAGGCUGGACGUGGAGGAUUAUCAAAAAUUAAAGAGCCUUUUUAUUGACUCCUCUGGUGCAUCUUGCUCUCUGUCCAGAGCUGAAUUCAUCGAUCUCGCCUGCAGAGCAGUUGGCUGUGGGUCUGGAGAGGAAUACGGUCUUCUGUUCGAUGGCGUGGUUGUCGCUCAGAGGCCUCGCAAUCUCCUCAUGGGCCGUGACGACAAGGAGGAGGAAGGGCGUGUCGACUGGUCGGGGCUGUGCUCWUUUCUGCUACUGGAACUUUCUGAGAAAGUUAAAAAGAGCAGAGGCAUUCCAGCGCCAUCCUGGAAGCCACCGUGCACCUUGACUUCUCCGCAUCGAGACCCUGUUCAAAAGGUGUUGUACCUUCAGAGUUCAGCUUUGUAUCUGACUGUGAGUAAAGGAGGAACCAUGGUGCUGCGAGACGGAAGGGACUUGUCCAUUCUGCACGCCCGUCGCCUGCAAAACAACACGGUCGCGCCCAAGGACCUCUGGGUCACAGAUGUCGUGCUUCUGCAAAACACGAAUCAGAUAGCCGUGUCUUUCACAUGUAAAGAGGUGUGUUUUUAUGACAUGCCACCUAUACAAGACUACAGAUGCAAAUAUAAACUUCAGGGUUGGAGGUUUGUACCCUGGUGUCUGGACUACUGGGUGGAUCCAUCUGAMCCUGACCAGGCUGUGCUCACCGUAGGAGAUACUGGAGGACAGGUCAGUGUGUUAUAUUUCACUUCAGCUCAGGUCUCCUUGUUUGAGAGACCCAACAUGAGGAUAGAUUCUGACUCAGCACACGUCAUCCUGUGGGAUGACCUGGUCAAAGGCAAACAUCACUGCUGUUAUGUCGAGGCACACCAAGCACACGCACCAGACUGGGCCAGAAAAGUGCGCUACCUGGGCUCACUUGAGGCUGUGGUGUCUUGCAGCACCGCACCACGCUGCAGCAUGGUGAUUGGCUGGAAGGCAAAGGACAGCAGGAGUCUGCAAGUCUCCUUUCAUGUCACAAAGAGGGGUGUGUGGGAUGUGGAUUACCACCACGGACUCAAACUGAUAGCCACAGCAGGUGUGGAUCAUCAGGUCUUGCUGUGGAACCCUUACGUGGCCUCUAAGCCAGUGUGCGCUCUCAUCGGGCACUCGAGCCCCGUCAUCGCUGUUAGUUUCCUGCAAACCAAGAAGCAACUGUUCAGCUAUGCCAAAGAUAAGGUGCUGUGUCUGUGGGAUGUGCCCAGCCAGCUGUGUGUUCAGCAUGUGGCUGGAUUCUUCCCAAAGUGUGGAGGACCAUCCCAGGAGGACCAUCAUGUGCUCCUGUUUUACCAAGAGGAGCAUCGGCAGCUUCUGUUUUCCUUGAACAGCCAGCUGCUCCUGCUGGAGGCCCUGAAGGAGAAGAGGUCCAGCAGCCAUGAGCACCCGGUUACCUGUGUGCUUUAUAACAGUCUGUUCAGACAGGUAGUCAGCAGUGACUCUGCUUCCUCUGUGAUCUGCUGGCUGGCAGACACGGGCCAAAAAGUCAAACAGUUCAACCGUUGCCACGGGAAUGCGGAGAUCUCCACCAUGGGCCUGGAUGGUACGCAGACCCGGCUGUUUACCGCAGGCGCUGAUGGAGAAGUCAAAGUGUGGAACUUCAGUGGCCAUUGCCUUCACAGAAUGAAUGCUGGGCUGGGUCAAACUGUGAACAUCUCACAAGUCUUGUCAUUGAGGAAGGGCACUCUGGUCAUGGGCUGGAAAAGGGUUUUAACAGUUUUCUACUCACAUUCCUUCUCUCAGCCUGUUGUUGAGCCCUCUGAGUGGAACGGAAGUGUUCAGCACCGCAGUAAUGUCGUCUGUGCUGCGUUCCAGCCUCCACAAACCCUUGCAACAGGAAGUGAUGAUGGAGAGAUCAUCGUGUGGAACAGCAGCACAGAAAAGGCUGUGAAAACACUGCAGCGACAAGAGAGCUCCACUGUCAUCACCAGACUGCUUUUCAUACCUGAACGCACCUCAGCUAAAGGUGGUGCAGAUUUGGUGUCCUGCGGUGGUUUGGGUGCUGUCCAGCUCUGGAACGUCCACCACGGACACCUGGUGGGACGGUUCACAGCACACCAAAUGAAUUUGGGAUCUAUUGUCAUGGCCGUCAGUCCCUGUGGGAAAUAUUUAGCAACAGCCGAUAAAAAGGGAACAAUCAUWACGUGGGACAUAGAGCAUUACUGUGUCAAGCCAGAGGAACAAGUUACCAAAGAACUCCCCAAACUGCUGCAUMGUUUUCAUCCCCACCUUGAUCACGUGACCCAUUUGGAGAUAUGUAAACACGGUGAUCAACUUCUCCUCCUGUCGUCAUCAUCGGACUGCAGCGUAGCUCUGAGCUACCUGCUGGGAGAGACCGUUGGUUUGUUCGGACAGAAGGACUCUUGGAGCUUGGACCGAUUUCAACCUACCACAGAAAAUAGGGUGGAACCAAAGAGGGAGAGAGGAAACCAGGCUGGAAGUACCUCGGAGUAAUGUUAACCCCGGACACGAUGUAGAGGAUAUAAAGAUGUAAUUAUAAAUUGAGAGUGAAAGCAGUGGGAUACAGAUAGAAGUGGACAAAAAGAACCUGUAUCCAGGUGUAGACUGUGCAUCAAUAUAUUGUAUUUACCGUAUGUGUUUUCUGUUCKUACUGUAACUGCUUUCAUGUUUUAACUUUUAUAAAUAUUUAAUAGAA